AGUUGGCACCGCCCCACUUCCGGCCCUGGGGCCGCCUUGAAGCGGAAAUGGCGCUGCGGGGCUGAGCCCGUCCCUUUCCGGCCCCUCACGCCGCCGCCGCCAUGCCGCUCGCCAAGGACCUGUUGCACCCGUCUCCCGAGGAGGAGAAGCGCAAGCACAAGAAGAAGCGGCUGGUGCAGAGCCCCAACUCCUACUUCAUGGACGUCAAGUGCCCCGGCUGCUACAAGAUCACCACGGUGUUCAGCCAUGCCCAGACCGUGGUGCUGUGCGUGGGCUGCUCCACGGUGCUGUGCCAGCCCACGGGGGGCAAGGCCCGGCUCACCGAGGGCUGCUCGUUCCGGCGGAAGCAGCACUGAGCGAGCCGGGAUGCCACGGAGACGGGAAUUCCGCCCAGUCCCUGUAGCCCCCUCCGCUUCCCACCAAUAAAUUUUGGAUAAAAUACCCAAAA
Molecule: messenger RNA, 448 nt
Organism: Parus major (Great Tit)
Lineage: Eukaryota; Metazoa; Chordata; Aves; Passeriformes; Paridae
Gene: RPS27
Product: ribosomal protein S27
Exons: 4
Coding region: 102-356 (84 amino acids)
Biological process (GO): ribosomal small subunit assembly; translation
Cellular component (GO): cytosolic small ribosomal subunit; ribosome
Molecular function (GO): RNA binding; structural constituent of ribosome
Source: RefSeq, a predicted model, not a curated record